ACUACGUAGCUGAACGCCAAAUAAAUUCUUAUCAAAAGGGCAUUCAGCAUCAGCUUGGCAUCAUGCGUGGUCUGAUCCAAAGAUUGGAUGCUCGAAGAAAAAGAAGUGUACAUUCCCCUACUGUUGAUCACUCGGGCUAUGCAGCGGAUGACUUUCCCGAUGCCGAGCAUGAUUCACCCGCUGCCCGAUAUGACAUGGCAUUCCAUUGCACCGAAGAAGUACCAGACACUCCUAUUCGCCAGCCACCUAUUAUUGGUAACAUUUUGGGGCACAUUCAUUACUGCAUUAGUGCGUAGAAAAUAUGUCAAAUUGUAUUGGGGUUCAGUUAACUAAUCUGUUGAUACUCCACACAAACAGCUGAUGACGAAGUAGUCGUCUGUGACCCCUUACCUUUGCGUUCUAUGACUGUGGCCCGAUCCCAUAGCAUUGGGAGGCAACGGAGAGUGCGUCGGAUGGCUCCCAAUGUAUUGUCACCAUUCAUAGCGCAGGCACAAACCCGACAUUCUGCCAUCAAGAUGGACCUAAAAGAGGCAGCUGCAACUGUAUUUGAUGGGGACUUAGACCCCAGGCAUGUUAUAUCAUAUACUACUCCAAUUUCAAGUGUUUCCACAUGUAACAAAUGGUAUUACCCUAACAUAUAUGGUUUUGUUGGCAGCGAGGAGCUUGUUUCAAUGCACGACACAAGUUUAACCAGAGGCAACCUCGCGUCUUUCCAGGGAGACUGUUGGAUUGGCAAUGAUGUCGUGGAUGCAUUUUGUCGAAUGUUGCAAUUCGAUGAUGAAUCAAGGACAAAACUAUUUCUCUCCCCCUACAUAGCUGAAAUGGUGAUUCGUUCCAAUGCAAAACAUUUGACGCACGAUGCAAUUGUUGCGCGUUUUGAUCCAUAUAUGUAUGCCUUUGAUGGUUCGUAUCAGAAUGUUACUCAGGUCUACUUACCGGUCCUUUUCAAAAACCAUUGGACACUUUAUGUCUAUGACUUGCAUAACAAACGAAUCUAGCUCUUGGAUUCUCGGCCUGGAAGAAAAAGGAGUUGUAUGAGUGGAAUACAACAAA
This is a messenger RNA of Vitis vinifera (wine grape), 1053 nucleotides long. RefSeq lists its product as uncharacterized. Bases 402 to 998 code for a protein of 198 amino acids. The record is from RefSeq and is a predicted model, not a curated record. The transcript has 4 exons. Lineage: Eukaryota; Viridiplantae; Streptophyta; Magnoliopsida; Vitales; Vitaceae.